This is a messenger RNA of Trypanosoma conorhini, 513 nucleotides long. RefSeq lists its product as uncharacterized. The transcript has a single exon. The record is from RefSeq and is a predicted model, not a curated record. Lineage: Eukaryota; Euglenozoa; Kinetoplastea; Trypanosomatida; Trypanosomatidae. Bases 1 to 513 code for a protein of 170 amino acids.
AUGACUUUUUCCUCGUCGCCGCUGCAGCGCCGCGUGGACGCCGCAUUGCAGCACCGACUGCUAUUGAUUGAACGAAAGCAGCAGACUGCAGGGGACGGACUUGAUGAGGUGACACCCCCCCAGUUCCCUGGCUCACUGUUGCGUCGUUACGAAUUGCCUGCGGCGAGCAUCAACAGAAACACCGAAUCGGAAACUACACAAGAAAUAACGGAUGGGGAGGACGAGAUCCAGCAUCUUAUCCGCGACGCAUUUUCUCUUGCUGCAAGCCAUUCCUCACACGACGGCAGAGUUGUCACUGCAUCUGAUGCAGCGGUUUCCGGCGUCUUACCUGGUUUAUUAGUUACUGAAAACGCGUAUUUACGUGCCAUGCGCACCGCCUAUCGCUUGUAUGGGCAAGAAGCGAAUGAUCCUUUGGCGGAUGUCGUCGCUUCACCUGUGCACUUUUUAACCCCCGGUGGGUGCCGCCUUGACACAGACGAAUCCUUUGCUAGUGUGAAAUCGUCCCCACCUUGA